AUGAAGUUGGACAUGUACUUUUGCAACAAAGGAGGCCCGAAUAUUAUACCAAAGAGCGAAGAAGCAACUAUUUAUCUCCAUCAGAUACUAGGUGAUAACAACGAACUCCGAAUCAAGCGAAGUGAGAAGAUUAAAGAAAUAAUACCUCGUUUGAUUGAAGAGAAAAGGCUAAAUUGUGGCAUUCGGUGGACUAAAAAUGGGCCAAAACAGUCUGAUAAUGUAGCAUUCAAGUUUAACAGGCACGAAUUUGGAACACAUUGUUCUGAAUAUAGAUGUCGAUUUGAAAAAAGUAACAAAAAUCUUUGUGAAAAUGGCAUUGAAUGGAAACUUGAUUUAAAUAUGUCAUGGUUAUCAUUCGCCGGCUCGAUAGGCACACACUUUGCGCAAAACGGAUCGAAUGGAGUCGAACAUAAAUCAUGUCGGAUACUCGAAAGGUAUAGUCAAAAGAAAUUAUUAAUGGAAAGAGAACAUAUAAAACCUUCCGAGGAAUUCAAGAGUGACGUAGAGCAGGCUUUAAAAUUGGAAACUCAAGAGGAGAAGCGGGAAGCCCUGAAUGAAGUUUGCAAGAAAUAUGGGCAUUUUUGGGCGAGAGCAAUGCAACUGGGAGGGCUGAUUGUUAAAAACGAGGAAGAGUAUAAAGAAACCAAUAUUCAAUCAACUGGUGGAACUAUGGGCAUUA
This is a messenger RNA of Paraglomus occultum, 679 nucleotides long. Lineage: Eukaryota; Fungi; Glomeromycota; Glomeromycetes; Paraglomerales; Paraglomeraceae. The record is from the annotation of a GenBank genome assembly.